Molecule: messenger RNA, 327 nt
Organism: Lactuca virosa
Lineage: Eukaryota; Viridiplantae; Streptophyta; Magnoliopsida; Asterales; Asteraceae
Source: the annotation of a GenBank genome assembly
AUGGCGUUCUCCAACCCUCUCUUCUUAUCACCACUCCCUCUGUCCCCACUCGGAUCCCAUGCGCCGCUCCCCAUAAACUUCUCAUUCACAAUGAAAGCAACGCUCGAUGAUUCUUCCUCUACCGAUGGUCCCACCUCCGAAUCACCCGAGACUGAAAUUUUCGAGGACCGACUCUCGCAGGUACGUCUGCGUUAUCGUAGUGGAACAGGGAAGAAAGUCGACGCACGGAAGAGCAAGAACUCCGGGACGAAAUCCGAUAGGAGUUCAGGAUCUAGGACAAACAUGUACCUCCCAUCGGUGCCUUUCAAGGAGCCGAUUUCAGGUUGA